AGAUCUGGGUCUGGUAGUGUUUGGAUAGGGGACACCUGUGAUCACAUAUAUACUGCAGUAACAUUUGUGGAGGACUAUUAGUACAUGGGCUAUAAAUACACUGAAUAAACAAUAAGUAAAUAUAAAUAAAUGUGGUAUAAGCACAAUAUCUUUGAGAUGGCAUGAUUGAUAGGGGGCCAUAUAUGCACUCCAGAGUACGCCCUCAUGCCAGCUUCUCCCCCCUCCCCCCCGCCACACGAUUCCAGUUGUGCUUUUGCACUUGAGGUUAUCUUCUGCUGACCUGAUGAGGACUGAAUGUACUGAGAACCUGCAAACCACUGAGUUUCAGUUGAACAGUGGGGAAGAGGAAAUAGAAUGAAGUAUUCUGGAAAAGGGCCUUGGUGGCUGGACUGCUGAAGAGGAGCAUGCUGCACUGCAACAUCUUGUUUCAGCUCCUUAUUCCAAAGGAGAUCAGAUAAGCAAUGGAUUACAAGGAACUGCUCUUAUAUGUUAAAUUACAUCUGGCAGUGUUAAGUCAGAGCUUCCUGCAUUAGAAGAAGGUAAAAAUGAAAAUGUACAGCUUGAAAAAAUUUCUACACAUAAAUGGAAACCCCACUAACUUGAUAGAAAUGAGUAAAUCCCUAUAACUAUUGGCAGCAGUUCCUAUAUUCCUAUAAACUACUGGUUGCAAUCUGCAAUUUUUCCUAUGUAGAAGGCAGGAACCUAAGAUGCCUUUUCUGAGAUUUUUGAAAGUACCUUCUCUUUUUAUUGAUUAAUCUAAUCUUGAUGAGCACAAGUUUGUUAUCCAAGAUAAGUGCUUAUACCCAAACAGUAUAAUUAGAAAGUUUGCUUAACCCUUUCAGAAUAGUCAUAUAUCUUAAAUAGUGUACAAGGAGUGUAUGCAUAUAUGAACCAUGUGGCCAUAAGAAUAAGGGUAUUAAGUACUAGUUUUCUUCUACUCAACACUGCUUUGGCCUCAUCUUGAGCUCUGUAUCCAAUUCUAGGCACCACAGUUUAAGAAAGAUGCAGAUAAGCUUGAAAAGAUUUAGAAGAAGGCAACAGAGAUGAUCAAGAGAUUGAACAUAAAGCUCUAUGAGGAGAGACUGAAAGACUUUGGGAGACUUGAAGACUGAAUGGAGAUAAGAUAGCACCCUUCAAGUACUGGAAAGGUUGUCACACUGGGCUGGGAUCUUUCCUAGCUUCCAGCUGAAUACCAGGAAAGCUUCCUGACUAUUAAGUAGCAACAUAAUACAACCAAUUACCUAGGAAGGUCAUGGGCUUUCCCAUGCUAGUGACAUUCAAGAUGCAGUUAGCCAGUCAUUUAUUAAAGAUGUUUUAAUUUGGAGUCCUUAUUAGCCCCUUCCAAAUCUACUAUUUUAUGAAUCCAUAAUGCUUGAGUUUAAAAGUUAUGUUUGUUAGCUUUAAGUAAAGAUGUAACAUUUCCAAAAAUUUUGAAGCCAUUGAAACCCCUCAUUUUUUUUUCAGAGGAGCAGGGAAAAAAAUGGAAAUUCAGUACUUUUUUGAGCACUCUCUACAGAUCUAAAUGCACUUAAUUACAUUAGAAACAUAAAAUAUUCAUAAAACUACCAUGAUAUUAUAUAUCCUACCUUCCUUCCAAGGAACUCAAGGUCGUAUGGCAGUGUAUUUAAAGCUAUUCAUAAAGAAUCAGGGCAAGUUGUGGCAAUUAAGCAAGUCCCUGUUGAAUCAGAUCUACAGGAAAUAAUUAAAGAAAUUUCUAUAAUGCAACAAUGUGACAGCCCUUAUGUUGUCAAGUACUAUGGCAGCUAUUUUAAGAAUACAGACCUAUGGAUUGUUAUGGAGUACUGUGGAGCUGGUUCUGUUUCGGACAUAAUUAGAUUACGGAAUAAAACGCUUACAGAAGAUGAAAUUGCAACCAUUCUUAAAUCUACGCUUAAAGGACUUGAAUAUUUGCACUUCAUGAGAAAAAUACACAGAGAUAUAAAGGCAGGAAACAUCCUCUUAAACACGGAAGGGCAUGCCAAGUUAGCUGACUUUGGGGUGGCUGGACAGUUAACUGAUACAAUGGCAAAGCGCAAUACUGUCAUAGGUACUCCAUUUUGGAUGGCUCCAGAGGUAAUACAAGAAAUUGGUUAUAAUUGUGUGGCAGACAUCUGGUCCCUUGGCAUUACAUCAAUAGAGAUGGCAGAAGGAAAGCCACCCUAUGCUGAUAUACAUCCAAUGAGGGCAAUUUUUAUGAUUCCAACAAAUCCCCCUCCUACAUUCCGGAAGCCAGAGCUUUGGUCAGAUGAAUUUACUGAUUUUGUGAAAAAAUGUCUAGUGAAGAAUCCAGAGCAGAGAGCUACAGCAACCCAACUGCUGCAGCAUCUUUUUAUUAAGAAUGCCAAACCAGUCUCAAUUCUCAGAGACCUGAUUACUGAAGCCAUGGAGAUUAAGGCAAAAAGGCAUGAAGAACAGCAGAGAGAACUAGAAGAAGAGGAUGAAAACUCGGAUGAAGAUGAGCUGGACUCCCACACUAUGGUGAAGACAAGCUCAGAGAGUGUAGGCACAAUGAGGGCCACAAGUACAAUGAGUGACAGUGCUCAGACAAUGAUAGAACAUAAUAGCACCAUGCUAGAAUCAGACUUGGGCACAAUGGUGAUAAACAGCGAUGAUGAUGAUAAUGAAGAUGAAGAUGGAACUAUGAAAAGAAAUGCUACAUCACCACAAGCUCAACGGCCUUCCUUUAUGGACUACUUUGAUAAACAAGAUUCCAAGAAUAAAGGCCAUGAAAACUGCAAUCAAAAUAUACAUGAAUCUUACCACAUAUCAAAGAAUAUUUUUCCUGAUAACUGGAAGGUGCCCCAAGAUGGUGACUUUGAUUUUCUAAAAAAUCUAAGCUUGGAAGAAUUGCAGAUGAGGUUAAAAGCUUUGGAUCCUAUGAUGGAACGAGAAAUUGAAGAGCUUCGUCAAAGAUACACAGCUAAAAGGCAGCCAAUUCUGGAUGCAAUGGAUGCAAAAAAGCGAAGGCAACAGAACUUCUGAUUUUAUUACUCCCUAAUAUAAUGCUACAAGUUGAUAUGGACACUGGUAAAAACUAUAUGUAAUUACAAGUCUUGAAAAGCAGCAACUUUGAGCUUCAGAACAGCUAAAGCUGAAGUACUGAAAGAAAAUGCAUUAUGUGUUCUGCAGCCUAAAUGAAAAACCUGUUCUAUUUGUCAUGUUUAAAAAUACAAUAGAAGCUUCACAUUCCACUUGCUGAUCCCUUUCAGCUGUGUUCAGUAGUGUUGUGUGUUGUAAAAUAAGGAGUAAUAUUUGGUUUCUGGUAAGACUUAAAGCUAUGUCCUAAUUGCUCAGUAAUGCAGGGCCUUAAGUUGCAAUAUAUUUUCUUCCAAUUUAAGGGCAUAUUUAUUGUAUAUGCUUAGGUGAUUUUAUUUAUUUUUAUGCUUGAUGCUUUUUAACUGUAAAUGGUGCUUGCAGAUGCUAAUAGUGGAAGCCAGGAUAGAGUAAGUGAAACAUAUGUGUGCAGAAACACUCUAAACAGAAGUCACUACUAUAUUAAGAUCUAACUCAGGUAAAGAGUAUUAGCUCCAGCUGGCUUGUAAGCACACACUUAGGUCUCAUAGGAUUUUUAGUUAACCCCUUGAAGUUGAGCAUGUGUUUAAGCACUAUGCUGAUUUUGGGGUCUAGUGAUACUUUGGCUACCCUAGCAAAAAGCUUACUUAGAGUCAGGGCAGAGUGUCUAAUGAAUGGAAGGUAUGCACUGUUAAACAACUUCCAUUUAUUGCCAGGGGCCUUCAGAGAAGUUCCCAGCAAUUUUUGGUCUACGCCCUCUCCCUUUCAGUUUUGUUGAUAGGAUCUUUCAGAAUAAGAAACAAGUGCCUAAACAGUUUUUUCACAUACUCCCUCUUCUCUCCCCCUACCCCACACCCCUUUGUAAUACAGGAAAAAAUGCAGGUCACUUGUUUUGGGGUGCAAUUCUAUCUGCCAUUCCUUUUCAUCUACUUUUAUCAGUUUCAAUAUCCUAUUUUGCUCCAUAAUAAAAGUACUCUUCCAUUAACAAGUUACUUGUAAGGAUCAUUGUAUGUUUGAUUUUUUUGUUUUUUUUGUUUAUCUUUUCCAGUAUUCUUACCCAUUUAUUUUCUUUUUGUACCUGAAUUUGGAAACAUUUUGUUGUUGUUAUAAAUAUAUUUGAGAGAAACUGAUUGAAAAACCAAAGAAAAUUACUCUUCUGAUCCAUAGGUGCAAGCAUGCAUGGUUGUUUUUUCCUGGUUGUUCCCUCUUUAGCAGCUUUUCCUGCUAAAUCUCAAAUGCAUUAAAAAAAAACCCUCUCCACAACAAGUUUUACAUUUUGUUGCUGUUUAAAAAGAAAUAUCUGGGGAAUAGCUUCCAUGCGUGAGCAAUAAAUAGAAAUUCUAAAUAAAUAACACCUCAAAACAUAUAGAGUAUUACGGUAUUACUUCAUUGUUCAAUCUGGCUUAUAUUGCCAGAGGAAAAUAUGUCUACAAGAAAAAUAGAGGUUUAAUCUUGCAAGAGAAAAUGUGCUAGGUUUUCAUGCUUACAAGAAAGGCCCACACAAUGCUGUACUUGUGAUAGUACUGGCACAGCAGAAUAUCUAUAACCAUUAGACUACCUAUCUUUCCCAUGGUGAUAUUUUGCUUCUGCCAUGGGUAUUCUGACACCUAUGUUCAAAGUAUUUGGGUUUUUUGAAGGCUUUUUUGAAAAUAUGCAACCUGGUGGAUUUUCUCUAGCAUGCUGUUUUAUUUGCUCAGCCCUUGUGAUAUGUACUUAUAUCCAGUAGGUGAAGCAUAUGCUAUUGCAGUCAAAUAGGGUAAAAUAUUUUUGUGACAUUGAUGGACUCCAAUUUACAAUUACUUUAACAUAGACCACAUAGUUGUUUCUUUCAGACUUUUCCCCCUCAUCACCAAUUAAGAUCCCUGUGGUAUUUAUAUACUUCCCAAAAAUAUCUGAUAUAUUGAUAAAUGCACACAGAUCUUGUAAGGAUCCCAAUAGUGACCGCUAAGUAGUUCAGCUUCUGGAUUUUACAAAAUAUUUAGUAAUAUUUUAGUAAAGAUUUUACUAAGUAUUCUAGUCUUUUUAACAUAUACUGCUAUCAUUAUGAGUACUGUGCACUGCAGACAGGAAAAACACACAGCACAUUCUGAAAAGCUUUAAAGCAGUUAAAGGAAGUGCAAUGGGACCAUUCAUUUUCAGCCAAGUAUGAUCUUACCAUGUGCUCUGUGUAUGUGCACACAUGCAUGUGUGCACGUAUUUUGAAAUCUGAUUAUUUCCUUAAAAUUAUUGAACAUUUUAUAGUUUCAAAAGAAAAAUAAAAACAUUACAAAUCUUUAGCUACUUAUAUGAAAAAGAUGGGAAAAGUUCUGGUCGCUAACCUUGUUGGAGCUGAUAUCUUCUUGUAUUUGCUCCUGGUAUGCCAUAUUGUUGUGAUGUACUGUGAAACUAUUGUUGGUAAUUUUGUUGUAAAUCAGACUUCUGAAAUGUUUUGCUAAAUUUCAAACAGAUAUGUUAAUUAUAGGUGCUUAUAAUGUGACUUACAGAACCUUUAUAUUGAUGUGCUUUGUACUCUAUAAUGCAAACGAAGCAUGCACAUUGCAUUUUUGGUAGAAUGGCCACAUUUAACCUCAGGCUGUUGAAUACUUUCUCCACAAUAGCUACCAAACCUGCACAGUGUCCUCUGCAGGGCAAGUGAGGCAGAACUUGUCCAGUAGUGAUUUCUAAGGAACUUGGUUUGAGGGUGGGAAGCAUCAGAUUUCUUCAGCUUGGCUCCCCAGACUCAAGCCCGCUUUCUCUCUGACCUACGUCCACCUGGGCGUAAGUCCUAAGUCCAUAUGGGCAUCCAGUAGGAAGCAAGUCCAAAGGAACUGUGAGGCCAGCUUGUACUCAUGCUUCCCAUGCACAUCCACUGUGCCAGUGGAGUUCUGCUUUGGCACGUGUGACUUGUGGACUUGCAUAAUUUAGAUAUUUUGCACUAAGUAUUGCAGACUUUGCAACUUUUAUGUAAAUAAUUGUGUACUUUGUGCAAAAAAGCCACUACUGUUUCCAAGCAUUUGUGGACUUGAUCUAACCUCAGCUUGGCCAGUGCCAAGUGUGGAAAAGAAGCCUAGCAAACAAACGGGCUGGAUUCUGGCCAAUUCUUGGCAUCCCUACUUCAAGGUACCUCCAGAAUUAAGAAUAAUGUCUUGCUGUGACUCCUGACAAGUGUAUGGCUUGCAGUAGAGUUAUGGUUAUGGGAUGUGUUUGGGGCCACCUGUGGUUCUACCCUGAGUAAGCUUUUCUUUAUACUGAUGCCACAGCUCUAGAUCAGUGGGAGAGAGUUAAGCCUUGCCACUAGCAUCAAGGAGUUAUGGGUCCCCUCAUGCCAGUUCCAGGAGUCCUGGAUCCAGUCCUGUGCUGUGUGCACAGUCUAGGGCUGAGGUUUAAUAGAGCAGUUCUGUGCAUGUUAUUCAGAAGUAAUAUUGGCAUUUCCAGUGUGCAGAGGAUCUUCACCACCCAACAUCACUUGAGUACCUUUCUUUAAUGUUAAGAGAUUCCCCUUGGUUUUUCAGUGCAGUAUCAGUUAAUCUUUUUUUUAAAUCCCAUUAAUUCCUGAGUCACACCCUUUUCAUAAUUUAUUAAAAAUGCCAAAAAUAUUAGUAGGUGUGUAAGCCCCAUCUUCCCCUGGUAUGUCUUAAGUAUAAUUGAUUUUGACCAAUCAGAUGCUGUUUGACGGAUUGUUCUUACUUUAUUGUUACUCAUGCAAACCAGAAAGAUAAUAUUAAAACCAGCUGUCAAGCCAAGAUACAUAGCAUCUGCUCUGAUACAGUCACUGUUCAAAUAUGUAAAUAUUGGCUUAAUAAGAUGAAAUAUGCAUGAAGCUUGUAUUUUUGUACACCCUUUCUCUCCUUGCUUCUUAACUUGCUAAGAUAAACCAAGGAAGUGUUCCAUUAUUAAGCAGAGUUUCCUUUUACACUGAGCAGGAAAUCUGUGCUUUCCUUGUCUGGAAGACGUCAGUAACUUAAACCAGCUAUAAAACAUGGUUUGAGGUGCUGGCUAAUUCUGAACUUGUAACCCUAGUUUCACAGUUCAGAUUUAAUAGAAAGUCGUGGUUAACUGAUGGCUUCUUUGGUUAAUUGUAGCAUGCCAAGAAAGGAUGGGUGAUAUCAGGAAAGAAUGCUUAGACAUACCAGUUGUGCAUAUUUUGGCUUAUGAAGCUGAGAUAUGUAUCUCCAAAAUGGACAAUUAGCCAUGUUCAUAUGAAUAAUAGCCCUCAGUUAAAUAAACUUUGAGCUGUUAGGAAUGAACAGGAGGGAGGUUGGAAGGAGCAGUACUUCUGCUUCACUCCACAACCCCUGAUUGGCUCCUUCAAUAGGUUAUGGAGCAUGAUAACUGAAACAUGGGCUGAAAAAUCCAGUGGCAGUGGCUAACCCCACAACAUCAGUCGGCUGUUGAGUUAUUUAAUCCUUAAACAGCCCCUUUGCCUGGAUUUGGACAUUGUGCUCCACAACCUGGGCAACAGUAGAUUGUGCAUUGCGGAGUGAAAAUAGAAGAGGCAGGUAGAUGCUCUCUCCUGCUUCAGCAUGAAGCCCCAUGGGUUGUUAACCAGUGGGUUAACAGUGAAUAUGUGAACCAACUCAUUGACUUUCAUAUGGGCCUUUUCAUCAGAAAUGAUGAAACCUAAUCACAUUUCUUAGUUUGAUUAAGGGUUUUAUUCAGUAUAGUCUAGACCAAAUAGUUACAAACAAAAUAUGCUAUUUGGAAUUAUGCAUGUCCAGAAUUCUCCCUCAAUCAGUGAAUUCAGUACUGAAUACAACACAUUAAAAAAAACACCUUGUUCACCAUUCGUUGUUUCAGGCAAAAAGAGUUGUUUGCAUUACAUGACAGUCCACUACAGUAAAACUGUAGUGUAUAUGGCCACUGUGUUCAAUACGCAACUCCCAUUUGGGGGUUCUCAUGUGACAGCAAGCAACCCUUGAACAAUCCUUACAUAAUCCACACUCUCAAAGAUCACAUGACACAACUCCCAUUGAGUGGGCAUUGUAACCAGGCCAUGAUGAGCUUCAGCCUUUUAUAUGAAGCUGGUCACUGGGUAAUAAAACUGAAAUUUAGGUAUAGGAUUUAUAUGCAAUUGGCCUUCCUAUUAUUCUGUCAUAUUUAUUAAUAUUUACUGAAAUAUACAUUAUUUGUGUCCAUAAUCACUUUUAUUUCUAUUAAGACAUAAAUGUUUUGUAAAGUAUUUAUUUUACUAAAACAUGCGAUACAUCCAGGAGAGUUAACCAUCAUGAAAUUUUAACCCAGCUUUGUUUAUGGCUUAUUUCCUAUCUUGUACAUAAAAGUUUUAAAGUACAAUUCCCAAAAUUCUGAAAAACAAUAGUUUGUUACCAAGCAUUUUGAAUAAAAGUUAUUUUCCAUCUA
Molecule: messenger RNA, 8349 nt
Organism: Varanus komodoensis (Komodo dragon)
Lineage: Eukaryota; Metazoa; Chordata; Lepidosauria; Squamata; Varanidae
Gene: STK3
Product: serine/threonine kinase 3
Exons: 10
Coding region: 1720-2982 (420 amino acids)
Biological process (GO): intracellular signal transduction; protein tetramerization; protein phosphorylation
Cellular component (GO): cytoplasm
Molecular function (GO): protein serine/threonine kinase activity; ATP binding
Source: RefSeq, a predicted model, not a curated record